AUGACCGCUACCUCCAUCUCCCCCCACGAGGUCGCCAGCCGCAACCUUCUCCCAUCUCCCGACCCAUCGUCCAUAAGAUUGCCCGAGUCACCUGAAAAGAUUAAUCCCUCGAAUUCAUCUCUCCAUGAGAAAUCUCGUGGACUGCGCAAACUUCAAUCUCACAACCAACUGUCCUCCACUAACAACAUGGGCACCCAGUCCUCAAAUUUGAGAAACCGCUCGGCAGUUUCUACGAAGCUGUCACGCGAGCAACUCAAUAAUCCACCACCUUCGUCCACGGCGAUGUCAAACACCAACGUCAACAACGGGCCUCGAGUCCGUGCCAACAGCGAUGCUCCUUUACCCUUCGCACCACGAACCUCUCGCAAACCAGGCCUCACUUCCCAUUCAAAUGCGUCCUCCAACAACAUCGCUUCGCAUACCCGCAAAUCCAGCCUUGAAAUGACCCUCCGUGACGGCCCUCCUCCAGGAACCACUCCUUCCAUUGCUCUCUCUUUACUCCGCCACUCGAUCUUGACCAGCGGUGUCACCGCGACGAAAGAAGGUAUGUCCGAUUAUCGGAUAUAUCUGUGGUUGACACUCUUAAACAUUGCUCCUCUAUCAACGGACACAUACUUGAAUCUCAUCCAUCGCAGUCGCAGUCCAGCAUAUGAAAAGAUCUCCAAUGAUGUGUUCCGCACUCUGGCGACCGAUACAUUAUUCAAGCGGCGUGUUACGGAUGCGAGUCUCACGAGACUAUUGAACGCAACAGCUUGGCGGAUCCAUGAUGAGCAGUCAUCAGAGCCUCUUUCCGAAUUUGCGCAAAAGUACCCUCAAGCAACGUACCUUCAAGGCAUCAACGUCCUCUCAGCCCCAUUGUUGUAUGCUUCACGCUCCGAAUCCCAAGCCUACGCCAUCCUUAACUGCCUUCUGACCGAACACAUCCCCACGUAUCUCUCCCCGACGAUGUCGGGCGUCCACAGAGGUUUGGACCUCAUCGACCGAAUCCUGUCCUACAUCAAUCCAACACUCUCGUCUUUUCUGCUGAGCAAAUCUCUGCCGGCCAAAAUCUACGCUUUCCCGUCGGUUCUGACCCUAUGCGCAUGUACGCCUCCACUUCCUGAGGUUCUAAAGUUGUGGGACUUCCUGUUCGCAUUUGGUGUACAUUUGAAUGUGAUUUGUGUGGUUGCACAACUGUUAUUGCUCAAGGACAAACUCCUCGGAGAACCAAGCCCGGCGAAGAUAUUGAGGAGUUUCCCGAAUUUGAAUGCUGACGAAGUGAUCAAAAUGACGGUUCUGAUCGUAAGGGAAUUACCGGAGAAAGUUUACCGCGACGUCGUGGCUCAUGGAAGGGAAGUUUCGUGA
This is a messenger RNA of Rhinocladiella mackenziei CBS 650.93, 1344 nucleotides long. RefSeq lists its product as uncharacterized. The record is from RefSeq and is a predicted model, not a curated record. Gene Ontology annotation, cellular component: mitotic spindle pole body. Gene Ontology annotation, molecular function: GTPase activator activity. Gene Ontology annotation, biological process: activation of GTPase activity; negative regulation of septation initiation signaling. Lineage: Eukaryota; Fungi; Ascomycota; Eurotiomycetes; Chaetothyriales; Herpotrichiellaceae. The transcript has a single exon. The coding region runs from base 1 to 1344 and encodes 447 amino acids.